Caenorhabditis bovis is the source of this 474-nucleotide messenger RNA. The record is from the annotation of a GenBank genome assembly. Lineage: Eukaryota; Metazoa; Nematoda; Chromadorea; Rhabditida; Rhabditidae.
AUGGUUCGUAGACGUACUGCUUCGCCACAAGCUUCGGCGCCGGUUCGUUCGCGUCCGGCACCAUCUCCGCCACCGCAGAGAUCCUCGUUCGCUGCUUCGCCACCACCACCACGGCCAGCGGCCGCUGCUCCAACGCCAACACCAACGGCUGCGCCAACUAUGGCGCCACCAGCUGCUGCACCAUCGCAGGGACCAGGACUCUUCGGACAAAUGGCGGCUACUGCAGGAGGAGUUGCCAUUGGAUCUGCUGUGGGUCACGCCGUAGGAAGCAUGUUUACUGGAGGAAGCAGUUCCCACUCGGAACCAGCUCAACAAGUUCAGCAAGCUGCUCCAGUUCCCCAAUCUCAGGCCUACUCACAACCAUGCGAGUUCGAAUGGAAACAAUUCAUUGAGUGCUCGCAAAACCAAUCGGACAUUUCCCUCUGCAACGGAUUCAACGAGGCCUUCAAGCAAUGCAAGACCAGAUACGCAUAG